Molecule: messenger RNA, 2590 nt
Organism: Diprion similis
Lineage: Eukaryota; Metazoa; Arthropoda; Insecta; Hymenoptera; Diprionidae
Product: homeobox protein abdominal-B-like
Exons: 2
Coding region: 692-2257 (521 amino acids)
Biological process (GO): regulation of transcription by RNA polymerase II
Cellular component (GO): nucleus
Molecular function (GO): DNA-binding transcription factor activity, RNA polymerase II-specific; RNA polymerase II cis-regulatory region sequence-specific DNA binding
Source: RefSeq, a predicted model, not a curated record
UCUCUCACUUCCACGGUUCUUCUCUUUUUUUAUUUUGGUCGUCGACCUUCCCACCCUCCCCACUCUCUCGCUCUCGCUCUACACGUUCCUCUCUCUCUCUCUCUCUCUGUCUCCCGCUCUUCUCUCCCUCGAACGCCACCCUCCACCUGUCUGUCGCGUCGUCUCUGCUCCCCCCCCCCGCUCCCCCUCCUCCAACCACCCAUCCCCCCCACCACUCCUUCACCCCACCCCACGGCAUCCGGUCAACACGCGACUGUCUCCUUUAUUUACACCGCGAACUACGACGACGACGAUGCUGUGCCGCAACGUGAACGGGAACGCCGACCUCCUCGCCGCCUCAUCUUCGUCAUCGUCAUCGUCAUCCUGGUGAACGGUUUGGCGUAAACAAAAACAAAAAAAAAAAAAAAAACAACAACAAUAAACAAAAAAAAUAUCAAAAAAAUAACGAUAACAAUAACAAAACUAAACACACAAAUCGGGUCCGCUCCGCGACACCCGGUGUUGUGAAAAAUCCGAAUCUCCUAAAACCCGCUGCCUGAUCCAUCCACGAUCAUUAUAACCCCGGCAAUAAACCGUCACCAUCUGCACCAUCGCCGAUCACGUGGCUUGUUCGACGGCGACACUGUACGACAAUGUUCACGCCGCACCCUUGUGCGGUUCCGGCGUGGGCCACCCUGGCUCCGUCACGCCGAUGGGUGCAGCCGCCGGAGCGGGGAAUUCCGCCGGGGUGACGACCUGGUGGAACAUCAUGAACAGCGGCCUCUACGAGGACAGCUCCCCGCCAGUACCGCCGACCUCCUCUCUCCUGCCGAUUCAGCAGCAGCAGCAGCAACAGCAGCAGCAGCAGCAGAACUCUACGCCAGGCUCUCACCAGCAGGCGACGACACCGACGUCCCCGGGCGCUCCCGCAUCGGCUGGCACCGUGCCGCCCCCGCCGACAGCGAGCGCGAGUUCGACUUCACCGAGUGCCUCCUCGGUAGCGAGCAACAGCGCCGCUGGUCCUCUCCACAUACCUGCAAAGCGGCUGACCGCCACCCCCGGGGGCGGAUCGACCUACGGCGAGGUUCCCUGCGUCGAGCCCUCAGGGGCGGCGGGCGCGGGGGCGGGCGGCGUGAUCAGGCACUCGCACUCCUCGACCGGCGGCUCUCAGGGCGGCUGGAGCUACAGCCCCCACCACCCCCAGGACCCUGCCCAUUACGCGGCGUCGGGGGCCGCAGCGGACCCGCUGAACCACCACCAGGCUUACGGGGGUGCCAACCCCCCCACCUACUACAACCUGGCGGCCGACCCAACCUCGACGACGGGCUCCUCGAGGGACAGCCGAAAGGCCGCCGCCGCCCUCAGCUUCUGGUCACCGGCGGCGGCCACGGCCUCCUCGGGGGGCGCCGGCGGACCAACCCCCGCGGAUUAUAAGUCCUACAACUCUUCGGGGGGUGCCACCGCUGCAACUUCCUCCGCCGGCGGGGGCGGAUCGACUUCCGGUUCGGCCGGUGACCCCGCCGUUUCCUGUCACCAGAGCUUUUCCCCGAGCUGGUGCAACUACGCCCCAUACUCAACGGCCAGGCAUCAUCAUCCCGUCGACACCGCCGGUCAUCACCACCCCCACUCGCAGGCCGGUAUACCCUACCUCACACCCUCGGCAGCGGACGAUCGAGGAAGGACCGCAGCCGCCAUGGUCGCCGCCGAGGGGGCCUUUCCUCACGACGGAUACGGGAGUCUCAGGAACUACGGGGCUCCGGAACCGGUUACCUCCAGCCCUUAUCCACCUCCAGUGAUGUGGGGUUCCUCCCCAUCCUCGUUGUUUCCCGCAGCAUCACUGGCGGGCGUCGGCGUGAGCGUCGGCGUCGGAGGAAUGGGAGUCGGUUGCGGCGGUGGAAAUCCCCUGGAAUGGACGGGCCAAGUGACGGUGCGCAAGAAGCGCAAACCGUAUUCCAAGUACCAGACGCUGGAGCUGGAGAAGGAGUUCCUCUUCAACGCUUACGUGUCGAAACAAAAGCGAUGGGAGCUCGCGCGGAACUUGAACUUAUCCGAGCGGCAGGUGAAGAUCUGGUUCCAGAACAGACGGAUGAAGAACAAGAAGAAUAGCCAGCGGCAGUCUCAGCAGCAAAACAACAACAACAACAACAGCAACGCGAACAACGCGAACCACCACGGAGCCGCCGGAAGCCACCACCACCCCGGGGGCCAUCCGCCUUCCGGUCACCACGUAGUUGCGCAGGCGCACCACGCGAACGGACCCGCCAAGCAUCAUCAGUGACCCGUGGCUUACUCUGGGGUUGUAUUCGACCACCACCACCCCCACGGCCACGCCGCCGCGGCGCCCGGGGUCCACGGGGGCGUCGGAAUCCACGGCCACGGCCUGGUCCCAGGGGGCGGCGGGGCCCACGUCUCUGGACACGGACUGCACGGGGUAGGUCAGGCCCAGAUCGGGGCCCACUCGGCGUCGACCGCUGCUGCCGCAGCGGCGAUACACUCGCGGAAUCAUCAGCUUGCACACGCGGCUCACGCGGCCCAGCAGCAUCUGCUUCAUCAGACGUCCCACGGACUCGCCGCGUGAAGCUUCUCAAAGUUCAAGCUCUACACAAAGUUU